Molecule: messenger RNA, 2448 nt
Organism: Syngnathus typhle (broad-nosed pipefish)
Lineage: Eukaryota; Metazoa; Chordata; Actinopteri; Syngnathiformes; Syngnathidae
Product: speckle-type POZ protein
Exons: 10
Coding region: 226-1350 (374 amino acids)
Biological process (GO): proteasome-mediated ubiquitin-dependent protein catabolic process; regulation of proteolysis
Cellular component (GO): nucleus; cytoplasm
Molecular function (GO): ubiquitin protein ligase binding
Source: RefSeq, a predicted model, not a curated record
CGGCCAAACGAGCACGGCGCUCCUGAUGACGUCACACUGCUCAGGUUUGCCACUUUCGCUAACAACAACACAAGAGCCCGGAAAGCUAGCGAGCUUUAAACAAGAGGGGGUGACCCGCGUCUGUCUCGCGGGUUGCGCUGCCCAUGGACUAUUGGACCAAGCGCUGACGAGUGGAAACGGUAUUUCCUUCUCCAGUCGAGACCAACACCUUCCGUCACGCUGGCAAUGUCAAGAGUCCCGAGUCCCCCUCCCCCGGCGGAAAUGUCCAGCGGGCCUGUGGCUGAGAGCUGGUGCUACACGCAGAUCAAAGUAGUGAAGUUCUCGUACAUGUGGACCAUCAACAACUUCAGCUUCUGUCGUGAGGAGAUGGGUGAGGUCAUCAAGAGCUCCACCUUCUCCUCAGGGGCCAAUGACAAGCUGAAGUGGUGUUUGCGUGUCAACCCCAAAGGCCUGGACGAGGAGAGUAAAGACUACUUGUCCCUCUACCUGCUGCUGGUCAGCUGUCCAAAGGCCGAGGUCCGAGCCAAGUUCAAGUUCUCCAUUCUCAACGCCAAAGGCGAGGAGACCAAAGCCAUGGAAAGCCAGCGAGCGUAUCGCUUUGUGCAAGGGAAGGAUUGGGGAUUUAAAAAGUUCAUCCGAAGAGACUUCCUCCUCGAUGAAGCCAACGGUCUUCUGCCCGACGACAAGCUCACACUUUUUUGUGAGGUGAGCGUGGUGCAGGACUCGGUCAACAUCUCGGGCCAGAACACCAUGAACAUGGUGAAAGUUCCCGACUGCCGACUAGCCGACGAGCUGGGCGGCUUGUGGGAGAACUCCCGCUUCACUGACUGUUCUCUGUGCGUGGCCGGCCAGGAGUUCCAGGCCCACAAAGCCAUCCUGGCAGCACGCUCUCCUGUGUUCAGCGCUAUGUUUGAACACGAGAUGGAAGAGAGCAAAAAGAACCGCGUCGAAAUCAACGACGUGGAGCCCGAGGUCUUCAAAGAGAUGAUGUGCUUCAUUUACACUGACAAAGCCCCGAACCUUGACAAGAUGGCCGACGACCUGCUCGCUGCAGCUGACAAGUACGCUUUGGAAAGAUUGAAGGUCAUGUGCGAGGACGCUCUGUGCACCAAUCUGUCGGUGGAGAACGCAGCCGAGAUCCUCAUCCUGGCCGACCUGCACAGCGCCGACCAGCUCAAAACGCAGGCGGUCGACUACAUCAACUACCAUGCCGCUGAGGUGAUGGAGACAGCGGGCUGGAAGUCCAUGGUGGAGUCCCAUCCACACCUGGUGGCCGAAGCGUACCGCUCGCUGGCCUCGGCCCAGUGCCCUUUCCUCGGACCGCCGCGCAAACGCCUCAAACAGUCCUAAUGGGCCCUCGCCGCUUUCGACGCGUCACACAAAUGGCCCCUUAACGCCCACGAAAAACUGAACCGUUUCCCCUCCUUUUUGCUGUUACUACACUACCUACAGCCCCCCCCCCCCCCCCCGAGCUCCCCCUCGAUCCAGAACCUGCUGUAUUUUAGUCCCUUCUAAGGACGGAUGGAAAAGCAAGUAGGAGGGGGAGAUGCAAGUGGAUAUUUGUCGUUUACAGAAAAACAAACCUGCACUUUCCUCUGUGGCUAGUGUGGUGCGACGUUGCGCUUUUUUUCUUUUUAAUUUUAUUUUUUAUAAACUCCCCUCCCGCCCAUUUGUGAAAACCGGAAUCCUUCAACAAACUCAGACGCCAAGCGCACACGAGGUCUUUAACGUGAUAUUAUUUCAGCUUCUGCGUGUGGCAAGGAGGCGAAAGGGGACACUUUAGGAGGAAUCACACACAAAGACCCCAACAAAAGACACCCAAAGGGCUAGUCAAAUGGAGGGAAGAAAAAAAGGUUUUGUCUCAAUGAAAUUUGGGGAAAACUGCACUAAGAAAUCCACAGGCUGCCCCCUUAACAAUCAAGCAUUACCAGCAGUUAAGUUGAACUACUGUAGGGAAAGCACAAAUGGACUAACAAGCAGGACAAGUAUACCCUUUAAAGAUGCUUUAUUAGCAACCUCUAUUAUUAUUUUUAUUAUUAUUAUAAAUCAAAGCAGGUAAACAAUAUCAUCGUUGUGUAACCGCAAACGAAAUCCAAGGUCUCAACAUUCAAAACAACAUUGAUGCAUAACCUCCCAAAACCCUUUUUUUUUUUUUUUAUUAUUUAAGAUUUUAUACCAACAGUGAAGAUAUUCUUUCUUUGCAGGCUUAUUGAUUGAGGGCCAUUUAAAAUGAAAUGAACACGUUUUAAUGUUCAAAUGAGACCCGAAUGUGAAUGGAGAAGAAAAACAAAACAGACAUUGCUCUUUGCCAGUGAGAGGAAAAGUCAUUGAAUUAAGGAACCAUAGUUGUUUCUUUCCUGUAGGUAUUGUUGCUUUAUGAGAAGUGACACUUAGUUGUUGCCAUUUUUUUGUUCCCGAAAGAAUAAACCACAACUAUUUUGUAUUGAA